AUGGAUAUCGGGGCUGUUGGUAUGAGCUAUACGUGGUUCAGAAAUUGUCAAGGGCGGCUUCCUGUGCACAAGCGGUUGGAUAGAGCGUUGGCCUCCUUGGCAUGGCGUUUGGCGUUUCUGGAAGGGGGCGCUGAAGUCCUCCCUAGACUGCAUUCGGAUCACAGUGCGAUCUUGUUGAGGUGCGGCAAGAAAAUGGAGAAUAGGGGUGGAAGACCCUUUCGUUUCGAAGCAGCGUGGACUAGACACCCUUUAUACAAAGAGGUGGUUCAUGAUGCUUGGCUUAAAGGUGGCCCGACCAUUCCAGAAUCCCUUCAUGAGGUGAGAGUGGAUUCUUUGGAUUUCAAUAGGAGAACUUUUGGGAACAUAUUCCGCAGAAAGAGACAUGUGGAGAAUUGUAUGGCCUCCCUCCAGCAUAGGCUUGAAACGGUUGAUUCUAUUGCUCUCCUCAAUCGGUUAGAUGCUUUGAGGAAGGAGCAUAUCAUUCGCCGGAAGAGGAAUAGAAUCGUGGGGCUAAAUUUACCAAAUGGUGCUUGGUGUGAUGAUGCUGAUGCGCUUCAGACAGGUGCUAUUGAGUACUUUAAAGCUUUGUUUGCAGAUUCUAUGAAUGUUGAUACUUCUUGUUUGAUCACCCCCAAUCUGCCUACUAUCCCGGAGCAACAUGUGUUGAAUCUUGUGCGGGAGGUAACUAAGGAAGAAGUUUUCAUGGCUCUGCAGCAUAUAGGUUCCUUUAAGGCUCCUGGGCCGGAUGGCUUUCAUGCGGUUUUCUAUAAAACCUAUUGGGAUGUGGUUGGUGAUAAAGUCUUCCAAUGCAUCAGGAAUGUGUUUGAGACACAACAGUUUGACCCUGCCCUUGGUGAAACUCUUAUUGUGCUAAUUCCAAAGAUUGAUUGCCCCCUCUCCUUUAAAGAUUUUAGACCUAUCAGUUUGUGUAACGUGAUUUACAAACUGAUAACUAAAAUUCUGGUCAACAGAAUUAGACCUUGCUUGAAUGAGAUCAUUAGCCCCAAUCAGAGCAGCUUCAUCCCGGGUAGAUGUACAAGUGAUAAUGCAAUAGCUCUUCAGGAGAUUGUGUAUUAUCAGCAGAAAGCCCGUAGGAAGAGUGGAAACCUAGUCUUUAAGUUGGAUCUUGAGAAGGCUUAUGACCGGGUGAAUUGGUCCUUUUUAGAGGAAACGUUGGUAGCCUCCGGGUUCCCACCGACGUGUGUUAGACUUAUUAUGUUUUGUGUGACAGCCUCUCAACUCUCUAUCUUGUGGAAUGGUGAGAGGCUACAAUCCUUUUCUGCGAAGAGAGGCUUGAGACAAGGUGAUCCUCUUUCCCCGUACCUGUUUGUGCUUUGCAUGGAAAGAUUUAGUUCCGCCAUCUCUACUACUGUGAUGGAUGGAAGAUGGGAUCCUGUUUGUACGGUGCGGAAUGGUCCAGACUUAUCCCACCUAUUUUUCGCGGAUGAUGUGCUUCUCUUCAUUAAAGACAAGGAGAGUCAGGUGAAACUUUUAAAGGAAAUGUUGGAUAAUUUUUGUAAAGCUUCUGGUUUGAAGGUGAAUGAGGCUAAGUCUAAAAUUCUAGCGUACUCAGGUUUUCAAUUUACUGUGGACAUUGGUAGAUACCUGGGAUUUCCUAUCUUCCAGAAACGGGUUACAAAGGAGGAUUUUAAUUUCAUCUUUGAUCGAAUUAAUUCUCGCUUGGCGGAUUGGAAGUGCAAGCUCCUCAACAAAGCUGGGAGGCUCACUCUAGCUCAAUCAGUUAUUUCCGCGAUGUCAUCCUACUGCAUGAGUCAAGUUUGGGUGCCUCAACGUGUGUGUGACAAACUAGAUUCGGUAAUUAAAAACUUUGUGUGGAAGAACAGAGAUGGUAGAGGUAUUAACUUGGUCGGCUGGGAUAAAGUUGCUCUUCCUAAACGUUUUGGAGGCCUGGGACUUCAAAAAGCUAGAGGUCACAACAUCGCAUUGCUGGUUUUGAAGCUAGGGUUUGAGUUCAAGAUUGGUGACGAGUUAUCCUCUUUCUGGUUUUCAUCGUGGUGCACAACCCAACCUUUGGGCCAGCUAGUGCAGUUCGUUAAUUACCAUGACACGGAGGCUCGAAUAAAAGAUGUUUGGGAUGGAGAUAGGUGGAGGUUGGAUCGAUUGUGGACGGUGCUUCCAGAUGACCUUACUGCCAGGGUUAAUAUGUUCCCUGCCCGUGUUAACUCCCAUGUUCCUGAUGGGAUUAGAUGGACAGGUCAUGUUAGUGGCGAGUAUUCGACGUCGACGGGGUACAAUUGGAUCAUUAGCCAGCGGAUGGCCGUCGAUGGUGUUCUUCCUGGUACCCACUCGAGUUGGAGUUGGAUUUGGAGGUUGAAGAUCCCCUUAAAGUGCAUGAUGCUCAUCUGGUUGGCUUUGCAGGAUGCGCUUCCCACUAACUUUUGGAGGUUCAAGCGUGGUAUGGCCUCCUCUGCUGCGUGUGUUCGCUGCAAUGGUGGGGAGGAGACUGUGCUUCAUUGCCUCCGGGAUUGUCCCGCAGCUUGGAGGGUCUGGAUUUUGAUGGGUUUUGAUACCUCUGAUACAAGAUUCUACAACAUGGACUGCCAAAGGUGGCUGCGUGAUUUGAUGUAUGGAUCAAGCUCUAUGGCAGUAGCUACUCUUUGGUGGAUUUGGCGCGCCAGAAACGCGUUCUGCAUGGAGAAUCUCACCUUGAAUGAUCAGUUUUUGGGUUCUCAUAUUGCUGUCAUGGGUGACGAGAUUAGCCGUUGGAUUGCUAACUCCGAGAGUGGUUCUUCAUCCUCCCCGCAUCUGGUUCGUUGGCAACCUCGUGACCCUAACUGCUUGGUGAUCAACGUAGAUGGGAGCGUGAGGGGUGAUCCGUGCAAGGGUGGGUUUGGAGGUUGCUUCCGUAGUGGCUUUGGCCAAUGGCACGGGGGUUUCUACGAGUUCUUCAAUGACCCAACAAUUUUGCAUCUUGAGUUACUAGCCAUAUUUCAUGAGUUAACUUUGGCUUGGGACCGUGGUGUGCGCGCAGUGGAAUGCCAAUCUGACUCCCUUGAUGCUGUUAAGUUGGAAUCCUCUGGUCCUCCUUUGAGGCACGCUUUUGCCUCUCUCAUUUGGGAUAUUAAGGAUCUUCUCAAUCGCCCUUGGCAGGUGGCCUUAUACCACACGCUUAGGGAAGGAAAUGCUUGUGCAGACUUCUUGGCGAAGCAUGGAGCGGAGCAGGAUUUGCCUUUAGUAGUUAUUGAGCACCCCUUGGUGGGCAUGAAUUUUCUAGUGUUGGCCGAUGCCUUGGGAGUCUCCUCCGUGAGACCUUAG
Molecule: messenger RNA, 3276 nt
Organism: Lotus japonicus
Lineage: Eukaryota; Viridiplantae; Streptophyta; Magnoliopsida; Fabales; Fabaceae
Exons: 4
Coding region: 1-3276 (1091 amino acids)
Molecular function (GO): RNA-DNA hybrid ribonuclease activity; nucleic acid binding
Source: RefSeq, a predicted model, not a curated record